AUGGCUUCUGCAGGGCUGCAGAUUUUUGCAUUCUCUUUGUUUUUAUUUGCUUUCCUAGGAGUAAUUGCAACCACAGGGCUGCCAAACUGGAAGGUAAAUACCUUUGCGGAAUCAAAUGUAAUCUCUACAACGACAUACAUGAAAGGUCUCUGGAUGGAGUGCACUUGGUAUAGCACAGGGGUCUUCAGCUGCAGGUUUAACUUCUCAAUCCUAGCCCAGCCUGUGUACAUUCAAGUCUCCCAAGCUAUGAUGGUUCUGUCAUGUCUUACAUCAAUGCUAGGAAUCGGCAUUUCCUUGCCUGGUAUGAAGUGCAUAAGAUGGGGAGGAGAUCAAAGGACAAAACGUUGUGCUGCCAUUACAGGAGGGGUCUGUUUCAUUACUGCUGGCAUAAUGUGUUUAGUUUCACUAUUCUGGUUCACAACAGAGCUAGUAAGCCACUACUUCAAACAAUCUGUCUCAGAAGAUAACAGAUAUGAAAUAGGAGGAGCAAUAUAUCUUGGAUGUAUUUCUGCAGGGUUCUCAUUUAUUGCAGGUGCAAUUUUCUGCACAUCCUGCAACAGGGAGCUACAGAGAGAAAAUGUUCAACUCUCAAACAGACAGCACUACUCUAUGCACCAGUCUUUGGGACAUAAGGCAGACUAUUCCCUUCAAGAUUAUGUGUAA
This is a messenger RNA of Carcharodon carcharias (great white shark), 663 nucleotides long. RefSeq names its product claudin-20-like. Gene Ontology annotation, cellular component: plasma membrane; bicellular tight junction. The record is from RefSeq and is a predicted model, not a curated record. Bases 1 to 663 code for a protein of 220 amino acids. NCBI's taxonomy places the organism in Eukaryota, Metazoa, Chordata, Chondrichthyes, Lamniformes, Lamnidae. The transcript has a single exon. Gene Ontology annotation, biological process: bicellular tight junction assembly; cell adhesion. Gene Ontology annotation, molecular function: structural molecule activity.